UCCAGUUUCUAAAACAACUCUCUGUGUAAGGCAGUUCUUUGUUUCCCUUCUCACCAGUGAAGCAACAGUUAUCUUCGCUCAAAUUUAGGGUUUAUAUCUUCAUCCCUAUAUCUAAGGAAAGAAAUCCCAGAUUCAGUUUGGGUUUCAGUAUUGUUCUGCUCCUAUAAAGAUCGCUUUUUGGUUUUGUUCUGCUUGUCAAAUUUAGGUAUUUUCAGAAACUGUUUCUAGAUUCUGCUCUCUGUAGAUUCCAUUAUUUUGGAGUGAAAAUCUAAUCUUUGAGUUUCUUUUCGUGGGAGGGUUAGAUUCAGAUUAUUAAAAGAGUUUUGUCUUUUGGAAAAUUUGGAGUGAGUUUGUUAUGGAAAUGGCUUCCGGCAGAGUAUACCGUAGUCCUUCACUGAGGUUAACGCAUGAUGUUGUGAACGAGGAAGAAGAGUUAGGGCUUGGGUUUGUAAGAUACACUCGCGGAUUGGGGAGGAAAAGGAUUGAAAUAUCGAAUGAGAUGGAGGAAUCUUUGCCUCUUGAUUCUGCGACCGAAUUUCCAUUGUUGAAAAGGCAAUGCAGUGAGAGAAUGGUGAUGAUGAUGAUUGAUGAUUACCAUGAAAAAUCUGUUCUUGAAUCACUUCCUCAAGAUGUACUUAUUAGGAUUAUUUGUGGUGUGGAUCAUAAAGAUUUGAAGCAACUUUUUAAUGUUUCUAAAUCAAUCAGAGAAGCUACUGUGAUUGCAAAGCAGUCGCAUUUUGCUUAUAGCACACCAACAAAGGUCAAGGCUUUUCGAACUUCAAUUGAUUUUGAGGAAUCAAGUGACUUAGAUGAUAUUGAAGCUCCAAAUGCACCGAAGCUCCAAUUGCGGUUUCGAAGGAAAAUCAACAGAAGAAAGCUGGCUGAUAUUUCAAUGGCAUUGUUUGCUUGACACGGAAAAUGAUUAAAUUUUGUAAAUAGCUUGUUUUUGUUGUAGAUUUAAAGGGGGUUGAUUGGUGGAUCUGCUUGUUGGAUCUUUGUACAUGGGUGAGAUUCUUGACAAGCCAUUUCUUCAAAUGUUUCGUUGAAGAUGGUGGGGUUUCCUGGCUUGUUUGUAUCUUUGUGUACAUGAGAAAGAAAGGGUGAUUCCAGAUUUUCGGAUGUAUUUGUUUGGAGGGCAACAUUGACCCUUAUGAUCUGAUAAAGUUCAGAUUUGAGGGUGUAGAGCUGAUUCUGCACACUCUUUUAUGCAUAAUAAGAUAAGGAAUGUAGAAAUAUUUCCUGAUAA
Messenger RNA from Theobroma umbraticum, 1246 nucleotides. RefSeq names its product F-box family protein (gene FBS2). NCBI's taxonomy places the organism in Eukaryota, Viridiplantae, Streptophyta, Magnoliopsida, Malvales, Malvaceae. Gene Ontology annotation, molecular function: protein binding. The record is from RefSeq and is a predicted model, not a curated record.